AUGCCAAAUAACGACAACCAUGAUGCCCAGUUACUGCGGCACUAUGCCCAGUUUUUCCCCAAUGUUCUUUUCACAUCCGAGGAAGAGAUGGAGAAGUACUGUCAAGAGGCCAGACCAGAAACGCUUAAAAAAGUUCUCGACCUUCCGGAGGGUGAAGAGGUACCAGAGGAUGGUACCAAAGAUCCACGCACACAUAUGUAUAUAUUAAAGCAUAUUGUUGGACGUAAUGCCACUACAGCGGCAUUCGUCGCACUUCGAGGCUCUGAUAAACAAAAAGUGGUGGCCAAAUUUGUUAUGCUUAAUGAUGAAAAACAAGCAGCAUAUGCACGAAGUGAAGUGCAUUGUUUGGCAGCUUGUGAUCACUUUGGUAUUGUGAAACACUAUGACGAUUUAAAAUCAGAAGAUAAAUUGCUUUUGAUUAUGGAAUAUGGAAGUGGAGGUGAUCUAAACAAACAGAUAAAACAACGUCUAAAGGAGCGAUUACCUUUUAAAGAACAUGAGGUUGGAUUGCUCUUUUAUCAAAUCGUAUUGGCAUUGGAUGAAGUACACAGCAGAAGAAUGAUGCAUCGUGAUUUAAAAAGUGCAAAUAUCUUUUUAAUGCCAACUGGUAUUAUAAAAUUGGGUGACUUUGGAUUUUCUAAGCAAUACAGCGAUUCUGUUUCUUUGGAUGUUGGUUCUUCCUUCUGUGGUACACCAUACUAUCUCGCACCGGAGUUAUGGGAAAGAAAAAGGUACAGUAAAAAGGCUGAUAUGUGGUCACUUGGUGUCAUUUUAUAUGAACUUUUAACUUUACAUCGUCCUUUUAAAGGUCCAUCUCAGCGUGAAAUUAUGCAACAGGUUUUAUACGGUAAAUAUGAUCCUUUUCCAUGCGGAGUAUCAGAAGGAAUGAAAGCGCUUAUGGAACCAUUACUAUCAAAAGAUCCUGCUCAACGACCAACUACAACACAAUUAUUACAAACAGAACUUAUGAAAUAUGUGGCUAAUAUAUUUGAAGAAAUUGUAAAGAAUUCAGAAGUUAUUGAAAAGCAUGAUAAGGAAAGAAUUCUAAAACAACUUGCUGAAAGUCGAACUAAAGUUCCUCUUUUACAAUCUGCUCAUUUUGGAUCUGUAAGUUCUGAUGUUGUUCAGGAAGGGUAUUUAUUAAAGUACAGUUCCGAUAUGAAAUGGAAAAAACGAUACUUUUCUAUUCGAAACGGUCAGUUGAGAAUAUCUCUUACAGAUAAUCCUGAAAAAGAUGGUGUAUCUCCAAAAUCUGCAAGUUUGGAAACUAUAAAUGAUAUAUUUCCAGUACCAGAGGCUUACUGUCGAUCUCACCCAAAUCAACUGGUCAUUUGGUUUAACAAUGGGCAGAAAAUUAUUGCUAUGGCAAGGUCUGCAGAGGAACGUGAUAUGUGGAUUUCACAAUUUCACCGUGCGUGUGGAAUGUAA
Trypanosoma theileri is the source of this 1428-nucleotide messenger RNA. Its product is annotated as NIMA-related kinase. Gene Ontology annotation, biological process: protein phosphorylation. The coding region runs from base 1 to 1428 and encodes 475 amino acids. The transcript has a single exon. Gene Ontology annotation, molecular function: protein kinase activity; ATP binding. NCBI's taxonomy places the organism in Eukaryota, Euglenozoa, Kinetoplastea, Trypanosomatida, Trypanosomatidae. The record is from RefSeq and is a predicted model, not a curated record.